GCUGCUUCAAUGAAACGGCCAGCUGUCGUCUCUCUACAAGCGCUUCCGUUCGUCUCAUUCGCAAUACUGCAGUGUCUCGAGCUUUGCACAAGAAAUCUGACCUGCUCGAGCAUAAAGCCAGGACUGUGAUCACUGUGAUCUCUCCGAGCACCCAUCGACACGUCCGGUGGCCGCCGGCAAGCCUGUCGCGAAGCGAAUCUGCAUCAAGGUUGUUUGGCGCGCAUCGAAACACAAGAAACCCCGCAUCUUUUGCGGACGGUCAAGAUGGCGCCUUUUCCAGAAGAAGUAGAUGUGUUUUCGGUACCGCAUUCGAGGAUGAAGCGGCUCGUCGAAGUGUAUAACGAGAAGCUGGGCUGCACGGACUUUGCCGACUACAGCGCUCUGGAGUCGCUCUUGCACGAGUUGUACCAGACGUUCCGCGAGUUCCGGUGCCACGAGCAGAUCGAGAACCAACUCAUCAUGACCAAGUUGAAGAAGAAGCUGAAGGCGCUCUCUAUUCACGAUUCGGCCGUCUGCAACUGCCACAGCGACAACCGUCUGUCAGAUAUUCUGGCGUUGGUUCGUGAUGGCUACUCUUGCACCAACAAGUCAGCAACGGAACGUGUCAACUAUGGCCUGAAGCUUCAGCAUGCCCUCAUUGAGUUCACCGAGAAAUUCUUGCCGCACAUGAAAGAAGAAGAGGAGGUCUUUCAGCCCAUGCUGAUACAGUACUUUGGGUAUGAAGAGCUCAAGUUGCUGAAGGAGCGAGUGAUUCGUGAGCACACCAAGUGGCAGCAACAGUGUUCACAGGAGAAAUGCCAUGUGGAACUUGAGAACAUCGACCAGAAAGCGGACAGCGAUGAAGACGACUCUGACGAUCUCCCAUCAUGGGCUGACAUGCCUCAGGAGAUUUUGCUCGACAUCUUCGCACGCCUGAACGCCCGCGACCGCUCGGUCUGCGGCGGCGUUUGCAAGAGCUGGUACAGCAUCUCUCGGGAGCCGGCCCUCUGGAAGGACCUGAUGCCCGUCCACUGGGCUCUGGGGUUAUGGGACCACGUACCACUGUGGCCAGACCCUUAUUACGAAAGCAAGCACAGCAAAGAGCAUGCUGAUGAAGACGCAGAUUUUGACGAAUCCGGCGGGAGCUCCUCCGAUGAGGAUUCGCCUUCAAGUUCAUCUGCAGACACCUUGAGGCGGGAGGCGAAUGUGCUGAACUGUCUGGUCAAGCACCUGCUGCCCAUCGUUGGCAGUGGAGUCCGAAAAGUUGUACUUGCCACUUCUCAUGCCCUCAACAGCCGCUUGUUAAGAUCCAUUCUGAAGCUUUGUCCCAAGGUUUGCCACCUGGACCUUUCUUACACCGACAUUGGGGACACGUCUUUCAAAGGGCUCGAAGAGCAUGGUGCCUGCUCCCAGCUUGAACACAUUGACCUGUCUGGUUGCUCUUGGCUGACAGACGUUGGCCUGUCCCGGCUGGCACGGUGUCUGCUCCAGCGGCGGAGAGCGUUGUUGGACGGGUGUUCCGCAAGUUGUGACCAGUACAGCACCAGUUCACUUUCCUCAAAUCUGUCCUGGAAUUCCCUGGAUGCAUGGGAUGACCCUGCAGCAGAUGUGAAUCGGUGCACCCCUGUCGUCGUUCAUGGCAGGAGUCGCUUUUGUGAUGCUUGCCCAUUCCGGAGCCAUUGCAGUGGCAUCGUUAACCUCUUGUCGGAGCCGGAUCUCUCCGAGUCUGGGGUAGUGUCGCUCAACGCAUCAGCAAAUCGAGAUCUCACACAGGAAGGCUCAAGCGGUGUCGGAGGAUUGAGACAUCUGAAUCUUUCAGGGUGCUUCAGCAUCACAGACAGUGGGCUACUGUUCCUGGCUAACUGGGACCUGCUCAGUCACCUCGAGUACCUUGACGUUUCCGGAUGUUUCCAGCUGACUGGCGAAGGCCUGAGGGAACUCAUGUUGGGCACACCACGUCUGCAGCCCACGAAUCUCUUCUACUGUGACUACGUUGAUAAUGGCCCGUUUCAGGACUCAGCGAACGGCUGCCAGAACUUGCAAUGCUUUUCGCGAGCCUGCUGUCAAUCGGGAGAGUAGCCUACUGCGAAGCACUUCCCUGGAAACAAUCAUCUGUCCUUACCAAAGCUUUACAUGUGAUGCGGAAAACCUGAAUAUUAACCGAUGUGGCGUAACCUCGAAAUGGCACUUGCAGGUAGGCGAGGGUGAUGAACAACUUUUAGAGUUCUAAACGAAUGACAAAGUGGGAUAGUAUGCAUAUGUAUGAUAUAGAAGAUGUGUGCAAAACAAAGUAUGUGUUAGAAAAUGUGGACACUGAACAUGUGCUGACUGGCAGCUGAGCAUAAAAGCAGUAUUGUGUGCAUAUUGUACCCAGACGUGCACUCAAUAUUGCUUCGCUUUAUGUUCUUACACAAGGAAACAUACAAAAAAAUUAUGAACUGCUCAAACCUUCAUGGUGUUACAUGAGAGUGAUUUUAACCAUUUCGGGCGCCAAUCAAUUUUGUCCAUUGAAAACUUAGUAUCACCACAUUCUUUGCGCCUUCACAGUCAUUAAAAGCAUAUUGCGGCAGAACAGAUUAAGAAUUUUCGAUAAUUCAGUAAGUUCUGUGAAGUUUACAAAAUAUAGGAUUCAUGUGUGAGCCCUCCACAAAAUUAUAACAUCCGACAUGUGAACGUCAACCAUUACAUGUCCAGCAAACUUGGAAAAUACCCAUCCAGCCACUUGUAUAAUAUGCCUGAUUUAAAUCAUUGUAUGGAACAGCGAGAGGAGUUAACCACUGCUUGAUAUACUGGCACAAUUGUGUGCACUGCGCCUGAAGUGGUUAAGCUUUUAGGCACCUUAACAUUUGGUCAGAUAAACAUUUGACUAGGUGCAUCGAAUGAGGCAUAUAAACAUUACAUGCCCAUGUGGUGCACGCACAUGCUUUUCUGUACUCCUUCUAUAGCAUUUUGCACGUUUUUAGGAACCUGCAGUUGUUACUCGGCACAUGUGUCCCGUCUUUUCCACUUUGCCGUUUGUUCCUUUGCUAUUUCCACACAGAAUCGGAAAGUUCACUUGCAAGUUUUUGACACGACCAAGGCUUUCGUAUAGGGGAACUAAAAGGCUGAGCUAGAUGGUGCUAGUUCGUUCCGCUAAAAGUCAAAGGAAAAUUACAAGGACCAACAAGGGCUGUAGAAAGGUGCUGACCUUUGCCGGGAAGACAUCCAGUUUGAAUACAGGCAUGCGCGAGAAAAGUUGUAAGAAGUCUCUCGCUUGAUUUAUUUGCGAAGUAUUUUUGCUCAUGCACAUAUACCGGAUAAAUUCGUGUAAGGGCUGCAUUCAUGUAAGGGCCGAAAUUUUUUUGUGCUGUGUACUUCCGCGUUUCGCUACUAGGUGGCGAGAGCUGCACAUUGACCUCUGAUGCAGUGGCACACCCGGGAAUCCGGGAUGUGUACAAGUCACCGGCUGUGCCGGAGCCAGUUUGAGUGAAUUGUUUGGUGUUUCUUAAGGGCCACACCUCGUCAAAAUUGUGAAAGUGCGGCCCUUACAUGACUCUACGGUGAUGUGAGAUGGGCAUCUUUCCUGUACAAGCUCGCUUCACAGUCGGUGUUUGUAUUGAGUUCUUAUUUGACCUUUUCUUUUCUUUUUUCAUGCUAUGGUUGUUUUGUAACCAAGAGGCCUUGAGCAAUGGUGUAGCCAGGAUUUUUUUUGGGGGGGGGGGGGGGGUAGGGGAGGCGGGCAGGGGCAAGCAGGUGUUGUCACAUGUCGUUUUAGACCAAGUAUCGGUGUACAUGAGAUUUCAGAAGGGGUAUGCGUGUCCGGUGUGCUUACCCCUGCUGGCUACACCCCUGGCAAAACAAGGAGGUGAAUCAGACAAAUUGGUGGCAUUUGACAGUUGUGGCAAUGUAGAGACAUAAAAACCAGUUGACAGAUAUACAUUUUUAGCGCUCCUCACAUGUGUAUUCUGGGCGUAACAACGAACAGUUAAGGAUGUUAUGUAGAGGCAGCUUUCUGAGGUUGGAGCUUUUCUAAAAGCAUUGGCAAAAUUUUAGCAUUGUUUCAUAGUCAUGGGUGCAUGUGGUUGAGAAGUGCAGUUGCUUUGACUCCCUUUGUUUCCUUGUGGAAGUCCGCGUUGGGGUGCCAGGCUAUACUGUUGAUCUUGCCCCUUCCGCAGUCAACUGUAAAUAGGUACUGUAUUGACAGAAGGUAGAUAUUCAACCACCUCCCCAUCUACUCGAUGGGGAGCGCAACAUACGAUGAUGUGGUGUUCUCGUCAGCUCGUGUUGUCACGUGAACACUCCCAGCAAGUGGGUAUCAUUUGUUCAAGAAACGUGAAAGCUCCCUUUGGCUAAUGAGUGAUUAGCUGCUGGGAUUUUCGUGGGUGCAUUGUUAUGGUAAUGUCCUGGGACUUUGCUUAUUGUGGUGUAGGGGAUGAGCAUGUUACUGGAAAUGACGUCGCAGUAACCCCAUCACUCCCUUCAGCAAGGUUGAGAUUUUGUCGAGAGGGUUUCGAUCCAUACUGAAGUAGCAUGACAGAUAGGGACAAAGAAAGUAUUGACAUCACGAACGCUUGGGUUAUUCGUAAUAUCUAUUGAAGUGUUUGGGGUGUCAAGUCUUUCUUUGACUUUGCCUGUUGUGCUACCCCACCUCGCAGCGCCAACCUCCUUUGAUUCCUGGAUAAGCCCCUGUGUGAAUACCCCUUAGUCUACCUGAAUAUUCAGAUUAUAAUGCAAGGAGCUAAACUUAAAGCAACAAAAGGUCCUUCAAACUUAAGGUGGCUUGUCUGGCAGGUUUCUUUCUGAACAAAUCCUGGAGUUGGGAGCAUGAGGCCCCAGUUUCUACUUUUACUCUACAUUGUAGGAUACUUCAAAACACUAGGCCUUUCUUGAAACUUGGGGCACUGUUGUUUUAAUGACAGGCUCGAAGCGGGCUGUGGGAAAUAGUACGUAAAAAGGAUGACAUUGUAUAUACUGUAUGUGUAUUUUGUGUGCCUGGAGAUGCACAUAGCAAGUGUGGCUUCUCUGCUAAGCUUUCUGGUCAUUAGUGAUGUUACUCAGCAUUACUGAACUUCAAGGAAAUGAUACUUCUUUGAAACUCCCCUCUUCUGUACAUAUCAGUCAUUUCUGCAGUGCAGUAGCUUUGCUAGAGAGAUUGCUAAAUGAAAUGAGAUAGCUUACAGUAAAGAAAAAAUUUCAAGGCUAUGCAUGCCAUUGGCAUAUAACAUGAAAUAGCAUACAUAGUGGGCUUACAUAAGGAAUGGACCUAAUGUAGUAUCUUGAAUUGGUGACCACAUUCCAAAUGUACAGUUGGUCACAGAAUAUUACAGGACUUGGGUUCCACGAUAAAUGUGAAUUGCUGCUCUGUUGAGGCAUGGCACAUUUAUGGAUCACUGUGUAGGUUGCAAAAGCUUCUAGAGAUUGAAAUUUUCUAUUGGAGACAACAUGCACAAGCAUUGCAUGAAUUCAGCCUUUUCUAAUCCCAAGCCUUAUAAACAUUUGUGGUGGACUGUAGCUAAUUCAGAAGAAAGGUUCUCAACAAUAUUUUGUUGGUGAAUAUGAAUUGUUUAAAAAUAUUGGCAAAAUACACAUUUAGGGUUUAUCAAUAUUUGCUGUUGCCAUUUCAUUAUGGCCUGUAUAUAUAUACCCUCUAAAGAAACACAUUUAGCAUGUGUGUGCUGCAGUGUUUGAUAAUAGACAAGUAUCAUAGCCAGGUCAGUGCGGCUUUUAUAUGAUGUCACGAGUGAGCAUACAAGUGCAAGCAUGUUGCUUGGCUUCCUUUCCAAAUAUUAUCGCUCCAGUCUUCGCAUUUUUAGUCUCAACCAAUAUCUCGCUUUUGUGCCUGGUCAUUAUCUGUAACUGUUUAUUUGGUGGGCCUAUGUAUGCUGUGGGAAUGCCCAAGAUUUUAGGGGGACAAUCAUUCAGAUUUAGGCAAUCGUUCAGAAUUUUGCAUUAAAUGUGCAAGUUAAUCCGCAAGUUUUGUCUGCACCUGGGCAAUGGAGGGAAGAAGUGAAUAUUAUUAUUACUGCAUCAGCAUGACGGUGCUGGCGGUUUGUAUUGGUCAGCUCAAAAGAUUUAAUAGCUACUUCACUGUUGUUUAUGUGUCAUAGGCCACUUUAGUUAGUUUUUCUGAAGAGGUUGUGCUGUGCACCAAAGUUUUCCUGUUGCGUGGUUAAGUGGGCCUCGAAGUACUAGUAUAUAUUGCAGCUUUUUCUUUUGUGUCUGGGACAUUGCCCUUGCAUCAUUUAGCAUCAUUUCACUUCUUUUACUAUACUGCUUAUCUGAACACAAGAACAGAAUGACAGGGAGGGGACACACACUAAGCGUUUGUGUCUUGUGGCUUUUAUACUUGCCUUUCAGCAUUAAUAUAUAUUUGACAUCAUUAAACCAGCUCAUCCAUUUUCCCACCUCAACCUGUUAUCUCUCUUCGCUGAUGCUAAUUUUAGCAUACUGUAAUGUUGUUGCAAAAAGUUGCAGUUACUAGUGGCUAUCCAUUUGAAGAAAGAUUAUGAAGAAUGGUUGUGCAGAAAGCAAUGGACAGUGGUGCUUCGGGGCCCCCUGUGUAUACAGGCUACAUUACAUUUACGUCUUCAUAGUUGUGCUGUUGUUUGUACAACUUUGUUCAGUUGACGCUAGCAUAGCAUAUAAAAUUUCUCAGUUUCGUCGAAGAUAGCCAUUUUUAAGUCGCAAGCAUUGGCGACCUUUGUUCUGGCCCAAUCUGAUCUCUUGAAAAUACAGGCAUUUUUAACUGUAGCAUGAAGGUAGGUUUAGACUUGUCAUCCUGAACAGCGGUAUUGAAUAGAGCCCUUGUGUAGAGUAAGUAUUGCAAGGCAAUCAUUGAUAAUUUUUCUCAGUAAUAAAGAUCUUAAUGUAGCUUCAGUGAACAGUGUCGCCAAGAGUGCUGGACAUCCAUGCGACACCCAUGAACUCCUUGUAGAAACACUUUUAAAAACCUUUCAUUGUGGUGUUGUCACUUCUUAUUUUCUUCUCUUGAUGGCUACUGGGAUAUGACAUGCAUUGUUCUAUAUGCACUAUGCAUUUGUGCUAUUGUAGUGUAACUUUGUUUUUAUAUAAUCUAUUUUAGUGUCAUGCAUUGUGCUGCAGGCCACUGGUAACUCAAUGCAAGUGAGACUUGUUGGUUUAUAGCUUGGCUAACAAUGGGUAUUUAUAAGGAAGAUUUUUUAUAUCAGUGAAUAUCGAUGUAGAGAAGCAAACACAUAAAAGGCAGCGUAGGUGACCGUGGCUAUUAUAAUUCAGCUUCCUUGUCUUCUGAACAUAGGAAGGCAUAUUUGCCCCGAUAAAUAGUAAAAUUCUGAUGUCAUUUGACUGUGUUUCGAGUUCAAUUCAAGGCUUAUCAGUGGUCUGCAGGAGUUUUCACCUUCUAGCACUUGUAUUGUGCUUGUCCUCACAUUUAUAACAUGGAAAUGUUUAGUAACUCGCAGAAGUGUCGCUCUAGUCUGUGGUAGUGAAAGAUUUCUCUUUCUGAAGUGUGUUUUAUGAAGAGCUCAUGACCAAACUUUUCUAACCUUGCCGUGCUGGUCUGAAAGUGUUUUUUUUUUUGCUGUACAUAGUGUACAUAGCAGUGCUGAUGCGUUAUGAGCUAUCUUCUGAGUCUUUAUGUUUGACGCAUAAUCUUGAGUAUUUUCUGUGAUCUGUUAGCACAGUUCUUGCUACAAGUAUCUCUUGUCUUAUCUCCCCUCUCUCCCUGCUUUUUUUUUUUACUAAUUCAACUUGGUUUAGAAUGCUGCUUCCUGUAGUGCCACUUGGGCCCAUUUACAUCAUAUCUAAUUUUCAUGAAUAUAAUGCGAGUCUCUAUUAUAUGCCACAGCCUUAAAAGCACCUCAUGCUUUUUAGAAAUGCACUCCUGUUAAGACGUCAUAUUCUCCUUUUCCUCCAGUUUCAUGCUUAAAUGUGCCAUGCUGUGGUGCCACUAGGGUGGCAGGAAAGGCAACCUCACAGUAGUGGGUGGGGAAUAUCGAGAGGUGAAUGGGGAUGCAGACUUAUGGCAUAAAGGGGUUCCAGCCACAGGGAAAAAAAGUUUUUUUUAGGGAUUAUAAACACACACACACACACACACACACACACACACACACACACACACACACAUAUAUAUAUAUAUAUAUAUAUAUAUGUCAAUAACCUGAUCACUGUAUCAGCAAUGUACACCCACAAUGUGUACAUGUGGGUGUACAUUGGGUGUAUAGCAAACGCAGUUGUCUCGGUGCUUGCAUUUAAGACCCUCGUUCAAGGGCACUGCACUCCUUUUGGGUUAUUUCAGCUUAAUUGAUGGGUUAUCUGUUGCUACACUGUGUGCCAGCUGGGGCACCAGCGCAUACAUAGUAAUGGAUCAUGGUAUAAUGAAUUGCCUGUCCUGUAGUAUAACAGGCACCUUUGUAAGUUGACCAAUAUGGCUGCAUUGUACUCUUCAUUGUUCAGCAUUAUAAUCUUAUUUCUUCAUUUUGUUAGUGAGCUAAAGUGCUUGUUUCACAUUGUAUUCGUGGUUGCAUUUUAUUUGGGAAAAUGUAGUGCUUAAGCUGUUCAGUGCUCGGGACUUCGAGCUUUGCAGUGUUGGCCAAAAAAAUGGAACCUAGUGUAUAAGUUACUGGUGAGCAGUCACAUUGCUGUAGUCCGCUGAGGGAGUGUUUGGCAUGGCUCAAGCGGCACCGCUGACUGAUAUCGCCAUACGCGGUUUAACCCCUAAACUGCUGGGACAAAAUUCGAAAAUUUUUUUAGAAGUGCAGAAUUUUCUUUUAGACAUGCAUAUUUAGCAUCAGUUCUUUCUAAAAUAAUAUAAUACGAGACAUGUCUAUUGUAUAUUUUACCGGUGUUAUUGAAAAAAGAAAGCAAAAGUCAUUGCGUAUUAUUUAUUUGUCACUUCAAAAUUAGAAGAAAUUCCACAUAUAUGCAUGUGGAGCAAUUGCAGAAAGUUCAUGACGAGUUAACCCAUCAUUAGUACCAGAGGACGCUCAAUGUGACAAUGAGUUACCUCGUCAUUGGUAGUUAAGGGUUUAAUGUCUCAUUGAAGUGUCAUGUAGGGACACAUAUUCUGCGAGUUGUUGGAUCCUGCAGCAAUCUGUUUUUUUUUUUUUUUUGCUGCCACCAUUUAUUAUCAUUGGCUCACAUUGCUGCUAACAUAUGUUAACUCCGAUGUUGCUCCCGUCACUUUGACCUAUCUUGUCCUCUUCAACCUGAUUUCUGUCAGGCCUAUGUAUGAUAAAGGAAAUGUCUAUCAGAUAAAUUUUUGAAUUGGCUAAUCCAAAAUAAUGCUACAAAACUUCAGAAUAAAAAUAAAAAUUGUUGUAGAUUGAUAGGAUAGAAACAGCUUGAGGUAGGUGUUGUUGUCGUACUGCUGUUAAGGAAUACCGAGGUAUUGGUAGCUAUGGGGCAUAGCCAACACAUAUUGCUGUCUUUGACCGAGUGAUGGAGAAAUCUUAUUGCGAUGUAAACUGAUCUGUUUACCAGUAAAUGUAAAGGUUUUGGCAUGAGUGAAUCAUUGCAGUACUGUUAUUUUUUCUAGUUUUCAUUCAAGAACAGUUGUGCAACACAUGACUUCUCAUGCAUUAUGGUUGAAUGCAGGCUUCCAAGAAAUUACCUGUAGUGCUGUGGCUCACCUGUAUUGGCAUUAAUACUUCAUUGGUGAUGUUUGCAUAGUGUACUUGCUGAUACCUUUCUGUUGGCUAGAGAAAGGGUGCGACAUUGUUUGUACGUGACAGUUCAGCUUCUUUUGUUCUGCCUUAUUUCUUGUUGCUCUGCUACAAUGGCCAUUGCCGUAAUAUGAAGUUCACCAAUUGCAAUGGGGCUGCACGCUCAUGUUUUAAAUGAAUACACUGCUUAUACAGCCCUGUGCAUCUAUGCAAAAGCACUGUGAAACAUCGUUCCAGCACACAAAUAAACACGGACGAGCAGAGAUGGACAACAAGAACAAAAACCUCCUCUGCUCGUCCAUGUUUAUUUGUGCACUGGAAUCAUGCUUUAUAAUGCUAUUCACAGCCAACUAGUCCAGCUGUCCACAAUUGGCAUCUAUGGAAAAGCACUGCAGUGUCGUGUUGAGAUCUUUCGUGAUGCUCACCAAGACAGUGCUGUGGUAUGGGCUGUUCAACUUGUGUUUUUAUUGGCUUCUUUGUCGUAUUAGGCUGCGGUUGUUCUUUACUUGCAGUAUUUGUGCCAUUGCUUCAUUUAUGCAUUGGAUACAGUUGAUCCUGUGAAAGGCUUGCGAUGAUCAGGAAGCUCCUGGCUAAGUCAUUGUAACUCUGGGUGCAUUAAAGGCCCAUUGCAAUGAAAUUUUGCUUUGGUUAAAUUGGUUAUAAAUGGGUAGUAUAUACCACUAAAGCAAUCUUGGCAAUGCUGAAGGCUGGUAAUUCUGUAAUUUUCUUAUUACCAGCCCUUGAAAAGUACCUAAGCAGAUGGUGCUUGUACCUCGUGGUCAGUAUCCAUGAAGGAAGUUCCAGCACAUCGCCUCCGAGAUUUCUUGGUGCACCGCGGACACCCUCUGAUCUUGGAGUUCAUGCCGAAGAGCUGUGCAUUGUAGGUCAUGCAUCACUUUUGGCAAGCUAUAAUGGUGCCAUUAUUUUUUCGUUUUUUUUUUAAUGCUUUCACUCAUACUUUAAACGUCAUAUUUUGCAUGGAGGCUCUUCCAUACGUACACUUAUCUUAAACUAGGCUUUUUUUAGGUCCAAUAUUUCAUUGCAGUUGGUCUUUUAUAGAAAGUUCUGUUAAUGUUUAGCAGCAGCUCUUUUCUUGUAUUUUCUUGCAUAACUUACUGCUUGUGUGGCUAGUUAGCAGAGAAAGACGUGAUAUUUUCAUCUUAUUUUGCGGAGCACUUUAAUUCCUGUAUAUUGUUGGCAUGUAUAUGGGUUGUACUUUGCUCAUUUCGCUGCUUCAUUUUUCCUGUUUUAUUGUUUCUGGGUCUUGUAUAUGCACCACUGAGUUUCGCAGUAUGUAAAGACACUACACUGCUACACUGUUAGUAAUCCACCGUACCUUUUACAGAUGGCUUCAUUUUCUGUGCAUUGUGUAGAGGGUGUUGUAAACACAGAGUCCCAUCAUUGACUAUAUUCCAGACUGUACUAGAUUGUGUUUGCCUGCCUUAUUAGACAGAGAAGCACAUCUUUUUUAGGAAAUCUGCUGGAUCACUAUCACAUUAUGAUGUACACUUUCAUAUCCUGAAUGUGGGUCUGCCAAGGCCUUUUAAUGUGCUUUGCAGAGAGUAUAUUGACACAACACGAGACAUGGUUGAACUGGGACAUGAAGAGAAGUGUGGCGUGGAAUUUGCGCUGAGGUGUUACAGACUUGGACUGAGCUCAAAACGAAGUAGAAAUUUCGUUCUUGGGCUUUGGAUUUAGCGACACCUACUGCUAGCUAUGUUUGCUGGACACUGUAUGCAGAAUCCGUUUGUAAUGACACAGAGUUUGAUGCUGGUUGCAACGUGUUGUUGGUAUAAGUUACAGGGGGCUUUGUUGUAAAGCUGCUUUAUGAGUCCUUGUAUACUUUUUAUGAGUUUCUUGACCUGUUGCAAUAAAAUCAAAACUUCUAAUGAGCAAUAACUGA
Messenger RNA from Dermacentor andersoni, 11502 nucleotides. Its product is annotated as F-box/LRR-repeat protein 5-like. Gene Ontology annotation, biological process: intracellular iron ion homeostasis; SCF-dependent proteasomal ubiquitin-dependent protein catabolic process. The record is from RefSeq and is a predicted model, not a curated record. Lineage: Eukaryota; Metazoa; Arthropoda; Arachnida; Ixodida; Ixodidae. Gene Ontology annotation, cellular component: SCF ubiquitin ligase complex. Gene Ontology annotation, molecular function: protein binding.